AUGGUAAUCAACACGAAGUUAUGUUUCCUUCUCUUUCUCCUUUCGUUCUUCUUUCUGUCUACUACCUUGUCUCUGGCUGAAGGUGAACUUGACAAGGAAGAUCAAGAUCAAGAUAACCGACGAGAUCUACAAAGACAAUACCAAGAAUGCCAGCAGCGUUGCCAACGACAGGAUCCACGUCAGCAGCACCAGUGCCAGAGAAGAUGCCAAGAGCAGAGCGAACGUGGCCGAGGUGGUGAUUUGUUGAACAGUCACAGACGAGACCCUCGCGGGUAUGAGGAGGAGGAAGAAGAAGAGGAGCAAAGAGACAACCCUUAUUACUUUGACGAACGAAGCUUUACUACAAAGUUUAGGACCGAAGAAGGCCAUGUCUCGCUUCUAGAAAGCUUUUCUCGUAGGUCUGAGCUUCUACGUGCACUUGAAAACUAUUGCUUGGAACUCGUUGAGGCCAACCCUAAUGCUUUCGUGCUCCCCAAACAUUUGGAUGCAGAAGCCAUUUUCUUGGUUGUACAAGGGAGAGGAGUAAUCAACAUGGUGCGACACCAUAACAAGGAAUCCUACACCGUCAAUUAUGGAGACGUAAUCAGAGUCCCUGCUGGAACUACCUUCUACUUGGUCAACCGAGACAACAACGAAAGGCUUCGCAUCGCCAAGUUCUUGUUUACCGAAUCCACUCCGGGCCAUUUCAGAGAAUAUUUUCCCGCUGGAGCCCAAAACCCAGAGUCAUACCUCAGAACCUUCAGCAAGGAGAUUCUCCAGGCUGCACUCAACACGCGAACGGAGAGGAUCCAUAAGGUGCUCGGACAGCAAAGGGAGGGAGUGAUAAUCAGGGCGACACAUGACCAAAUCAAGGAAUUAACCCGACACGCUUCAGGUUCAGAGUCGCGACACUGGCCGAUUGGGAGAGGCAGUGGCCAUGAAUCAAGGGGACCUUACAACCUGUUCAACAGAAAGUCCCAUAUCUCAUACUCAAACAACUAUGGCCAAUCCUACGAGGUCAGACCCGAGGACUACAGGGAGCUCCAAAACAUGGACGUAUCGGUGUGUAUUACCAACAUCAGCCAAGGAUCCAUGAUGGGUCCCUUCUUCAACACCAAGUCCACCAAAGUAGUGGUGGUGGACAGUGGAGAGGGAUACGUGGAGAUGGCCUGCCCACACCUAUCAAGAAGACGAGGAGGACGAGGAGGAAGGCAUGAAGAGGAAGAGGAUGUACACUAUCAACUGAUCAGGUCACGUUUAUCGCCGAGAUCAACCAUCGUAGUCCCAGCAGGUCAUCCCGUGGUUUUCGUCGCUUUCGGAAAUGAGAAUCUACAGCUUUUUGCAUUUGGAAUCAAUGCCCAGGACAACCAUGAGAACUUCCUUGCAGGGAAAGAGAGGAACGUGCUGCAGCAGAUAGAGAGCCAGGCGUUGGAGCUAGCGUUUGCAGCUCCAAGGAAGGAGGUAGAACAGUUACUUAACAGCCAAGAUGAAUCAGUCUUCUUUCCUGGGCCAAGGCAGCAACAACAUCAAUCGAAGGACUCGACCACGAAACAAGCUCUUCCCUCCAUUCUGGACUUUGUUGGGUUCUAA
Telopea speciosissima is the source of this 1569-nucleotide messenger RNA. RefSeq names its product vicilin-like antimicrobial peptides 2-1. The transcript is spliced from 4 exons. Lineage: Eukaryota; Viridiplantae; Streptophyta; Magnoliopsida; Proteales; Proteaceae. The coding region runs from base 1 to 1569 and encodes 522 amino acids. The record is from RefSeq and is a predicted model, not a curated record.